Messenger RNA from Phialemonium atrogriseum, 3520 nucleotides. RefSeq lists its product as uncharacterized. The record is from RefSeq and is a predicted model, not a curated record. Lineage: Eukaryota; Fungi; Ascomycota; Sordariomycetes; Cephalothecales; Cephalothecaceae. The transcript has 5 exons. Bases 464 to 3184 code for a protein of 906 amino acids.
AUAAAUCAGGACUUAUUCAGCUCCUGGUCACCUUCUCCUUCUCCCAGAUUCACUCAGCCAAAGGCGUGCCCGAUUUGGCACGUACGCCCAGUCCUGGUGACGCGUUUGUUCACUGUACAAACAACCUAAUAGCGCGAUUUGUUUGCCGCAUGGAUUGAGUCUCCGACUACCUCCUCGGAAACUCUCAGUGGAAUCGUGAUUUCCUCCAAACCUGCCGUUGACUUGAUUUUCCUUUCUCUCCACACUUUCCUUUGGAUCUGGCAAGUGUCUGUCUUCAUUGACCCUUCCAAGGAAGCCUCAUCUGGGACGGUUUCGCUGCACAGGAAGGAGAUUUCUGUCCGAGAGCCCUCAAACCCUGCCCACGGGUAGACCGUCUGCUCACUAACCUUGCCCGUCGUUCCAAACUCUCGAAUCUUAUGUACUUCCAUGAUCGUACAUGAUGGUAGGGCUCUGAAUUUUCAGUAUGGGAAGAGAAAAGAAGGACGGCCCCGGUGUCCCCUCUGGCCACCAUGCAAAGGACAGGCACCGCCGGGACAGAAAAGGCGUCCUGCAUGACUGGACCGGCCCUAUGCCGAGAGGUUUGGUUGCAAGGCCGCAGAUUGCGCAGCCCAAAACCAAGCAUCACUCGUAUUUUGAGUUUGUCGAGAACAAAGACAAGAAGAAGAAGCUCGAAUUUCAGAUCACAACAAACAAGCACCCUCCGCCCGGCUUCGAGUUCGUUCCCAUAGGAAAUCCAGCCUUGACAACAGCAUGCAAGGAACUCUCUCGAUCGCAAGAUGCCAUGAUCUUUAUUGUUUCAGCAUCUAAGGGCGGUGAUUCGAAAGAGCUUAGCCUCGCGUUGAACCGUGUUGGCCACCACGUCAGGCAAACCAUUGUCGAGCAAGCUCGCGAAUCCCUUGGCGACCUCGAAUAUCUUCCUCUUGCGGGCAACCCCGGCAUCCCAGAGCCCAUCCCCGAAGACCAGGAAGAGAUCAACAAUCAAGCUGAUGCGGCGAUAAAGGAUCUAUUCCCCCGGAUACCGAACGGAGACCGCCAGACCAUCAUCCAGCACUCUUUUAAAAAGGGCGCGACUAUGAAUGGCAUGCGUCUGGUUGGACUGGCCCCUGAUAUCACACUGUCACGGCGUGUACAACUUGCCGUGCUUGCCCACAUUCGGCAUACCCAUACUCGGUACGAUCAACUGUUGCGUGAGACGACAUAUGUCAACGCGAGGAAAGCGGUAGAAUCGUUGUGUCUCGAUAUUCUCGUCAAGUGGCGAGGAGACGAAGAGACUGGCCGUGACCAGCUUGACGAGAUUCUUCGAGAGGUCGUGGUGAUCUCUGACUCGGAAGAUGACGAAUACGAGGAUGACGAAGACGAGUCUGAAGAGUCCGAGUCCUCUGAGGCCAGUUCGAUCCAAGAACUUGCCCCUGCAGAUCGCCUUAAACCGGCUCUGGCCAUUGCCAGCCCGCAGGAGCCCCUCAACACCCAGGGGCCCCUCAACCCACAAAGCCCCUCUGUUCUUGUUAAUGCAGGCCAUGCUAAGGACAGAGCUGUGCAAGUACCGGAGUCCCGUCGCUUGACAAAAGAGGCCAGAGAGGAAAAGAGGGCAGCAAGGAAGGCCCACCGGGGCUUCUUGCGGUACCAAGCGGUUAGAGACCAGGUAUGGCAUAAGGCUGUUGAGCGACAGCAGCUUGGCGCCCGAGAGCCUGCAUCUCCUGCUGCCCAAGUGUCCACGGUUAGGCCAACAAGCAACGUAUUGCAAACGUAUCAUGCCAGGCCAAGUUCGUAUGGUCUUCCUUAUCCGGCAUACCACGCACAGAUUCCAUACGAUGACGCUGAAUACCUUCCGCGCAAUGGCAAUCCACGUACUGUUGUUACCUCUCAUCCGCAGUAUUUAGCUAGGGAUGGCCGCACAGGCGGGAGUGCGAGCUUCAACAGCUUUGGGGCUGUAGUUGGGUCCCGUGUUAACGCACUUGAGCCCCCAACUGCUUCACGCUCAGUGGUAAGCCAUCGAGAUGAGAGUCUCAAAGACUGCCUGGUGCGGUCAAUCGAAUCAAGGUCUCCUGAGACUUCCCACUUCUCGUACCAACCCUCGAGACUCCCUCGUCUUUCAGAACCUCAACAUUCCGAGCACCUAUCUGCCCGAUUGGCUGUUCCUGUGGCUCGGCCAGCUUGGCGGAGUGCUGCUCCGGAUUCAUACGGCGAGGAGUUCCUUGAUGAGCGUCGUAUGGUAGAUGACCAGCGGGACUUCAUCAGGGUUCAGGCUAGUCGUGAGUCGAAUGGCAUCCCCACAAGCUCAGCGGGCUACAGUGUCUCUCGCGCCCCUACCACGUAUUUCGGAGUCCCAAGCGUGGCCUAUCCAGUUGCAGGGCCGUUCAAUGCUGCGCACCGGCAAUCUCCUGCCACGCACUACCGAAGUUCCACUCUUGCUGAAGACGACGGGUUUCUUCGACAGGAAUCAAACCGCGUCAUGGUCGAAGAUGAAGGAACCCGCCAUGCCGCAACCUUCCGACGGGACUCGCGCCCGAUGUUGGUUGACGACCGCGAAUCGCAGCUUAGAUCUGUCCGAAGGGAGGAAUUGCGUCCAAUUUCCUUCGGCGACUAUGGGAUGAGGCCAGAACUAGAAGGAAGGGCUGUGGGGCAGCCGCAGCCCUAUGCCGUUUAUCGAGAUCGAACGACGCCAGCCGACCACGGGAUCAUCGAACUUCGACGGCACCCCCAUGACCAGCUGAGGGGCCAUGCCGACCCUCGCUUCGCUUCGCCAUACAGUGAUCGGGCCCGAGGAGGGGAUGUGGAGAGACACAUGCCCGUUGAUUUCAUCCCGGUUUCGAAUGUCUUUCCCCGGCCCCACGUGGCACCUGCGAGUAAGGAUUAUUCUUGGCCACCCCCCAAAGACAUCCAUUCUCGAUAUGGGGACGGGCUAGGAGAACCAUCACACCUGCGCGAAUAUACACGGGGCGCCUCACAGUCGUUAGGUGCCCGUGUCAAUCUGCCGAGAGAAGAGAGGGUUGUCCGGGUUGAAUAUGUUGAUCACAGUUACCCCAAUCGAGACUAUGAGCAACGCGUACGACCACACGAACAUGAACACAUAUACCAGCAAAGAAACAACUCUUCCGUUCCUGUGUCGUUCGCUGACGACGACCAUUGUAUCCCUCCGGAGCAAAAAAGGUCAGCGCAAGACGGUGUCAUCUAUAUCAGCUGAGAGCUCGCCGCUUCUGCUGGGCUCACCGUGCAACCAGUGUAGAGAGGACUUUUUGGACUCCCAGCGUGGUUCGACGCCAAGUGUUUAUCGAGUACAUAUCUGGUUGCUGGCGACGCCUUAUCGUGCCCCAAUGUCGCUAUAUAUCUGGGGUCGCGGUUCCAUGCCUUGAGAUAAGUCGAUAUGGGGCUGAAUGUGUUUAGAAUAAGGGAAGAGAGCCUCGAGUCAUGCAAUAAUGCAGUAUCUUGGCCGGGGGGUUAUUAUCAACGCCAAUGUACAUACUGUACCUCUAUAAUAUCAUUGUUUAGCUAGGCUUGUAAUGAAGAUUCAUCUCCCAAA